AUGUACGUAAGUCUAAUUAUUUUAAUCCCGAUGUUAAUAUGUUUGUGGGUGUAUUUUUUGAUACUUGUUAGAGAAAGUAUCAUUGCAAAAUCGUCCACUUCCAUACAGUUGAAUAUUAUCGACGCCCCGGGUAUACCGACAAAAUAUUGGGCAAAAAAUAGUACCAGUGGUGAUAGUAUAAAGGGUGGUGUGGUUCCGAAGAAAAAGAAAUUGAUACAUGUACCGAAAUUUAUGCUUGAAUUGUACGAGAAGAACAAAAUCGAAGGAAAUGCAAAUACAAGGCCUGACGUUGUAAGAAGUGUCAUUCCAACUCAAACAGGGCCAAUCUAUGGAAACGAGAUUUUAGAGGAACUGUCAGACAAUCAUCUACUAAUUUUCGAUCUUCCAACAACGAACGAUGACGAGAAGUUUAUAAGAGCAGAAUUAAAAAUUCUCACUCUGUUAGAUGUUAACACUGAUGACGAAAAAGGUGUAAGAAAGAUACUGAAAGUAUCAGUUUAUGACGAUCAAAUUAAAAAAUUAUUUCACCACCAAGAAACUCAGAUUCAUCACGUAAACAACACAUGGGUGUCGUUUGAUGUCACAGCCCCCGUAAAUAAAAUUUAUCAAACCAAUUCCAAAAGCAAAGUCUUGAAAAUAGUAAUUUCGAUAUGUGCGUUCUUUCCGAGUAUUACAAAAAAUUUAAAACUCUCUCUCAUGCCGAUACAAGAGGAUUUCGAGCACGACUAUCCUGUUCUGUUACUCUCCUAUUCUUCCAUGAAAGAAGGUACUGAUAGUAACAAGAAAUUGUUAAACAUUAAGAAAAACAGGAAGAAGAGAAGUUUGGAAGACGAUUAUGAAGAGGAAACUAAUAGAUUAUGGGACGACGAAUUUUCUAAUAAAAGGGUGCCUGUAAAAAAGGUUAGGAAAAGUAGGAAUACUUGUAGAAGGAAACCUUUGUAUAUAGACUUUUCUGAGAUAAAUUACGAUGUCUGGAUUGUCCAGCCCAGUGGUUAUGAUGCAUAUCAGUGUCAAGGAAGGUGCUUCUAUCCCGUUGCAGAACAUUUGAAUCCCACCAAACAUGCCAUAGUUCAAGCCCUCCUCCACAGCGUAGCUCCGUCAAAGGUAUCCAGGUCGUGCUGUGUUCCAACAAUAUUGGACUCAAUAUCGAUUUUGUAUGUAGAUACAAAUGGCGUUCUAACCUACCGGUACGCUUACAAGGAUAUGGUUGUUGUAGAAUGUGGAUGUCGAUGA
Messenger RNA from Anoplophora glabripennis (Asian longhorned beetle), 1233 nucleotides. Its product is annotated as bone morphogenetic protein 10-like. The transcript has 4 exons. Gene Ontology annotation, cellular component: extracellular region. Lineage: Eukaryota; Metazoa; Arthropoda; Insecta; Coleoptera; Cerambycidae. Bases 1 to 1233 code for a protein of 410 amino acids. The record is from RefSeq and is a predicted model, not a curated record. Gene Ontology annotation, biological process: BMP signaling pathway; SMAD protein signal transduction. Gene Ontology annotation, molecular function: cytokine activity; growth factor activity.